GUGCUACUGCUGUUGACUUCUUUGUGUGGUGAAGUGGGUGUGACACAUGAUCGGAAGCUUGUCCACGUGCCCAGGACAUCGUGCUCCUCCCCCCCUGCUUAUGAUACAUCGAACGGGGAGGAAGAGUAGACCGGAGGACCUUCAGAACCAUUUCAGCUUCCAUCCAAGAUUUAGAAGAAAAAUGAGCGGCUUUUUUCAGUUGCUGAGAAAGAAGAAAGAACUCAUCCCUCUGAUAGGGUUUGUGGGCAUCGCGGCCGCUGGAGCUGUCUCUGCCUCCAUUUAUUUCUUGCUGACGAAACCCGAUGUGAUCCUGAACAAGACCACAAACCCGGAGCCCUGGGAGAACCUGGAUCCAUCAAAGCCCCAGAAGCUUCUUACUGUUAACCAGCAUUGGAAGCCGGUGGAGGAGCUCCAGAUGGUGAAGAAUAUGACCAAAUGAGCCUUCCUCCCUCCCUCCCUCCCUCCCUCCCCAUGAACCCUUUCCCUGAGUUUUCUGGGACCCCACAUCCCUGUUCUGCUGCACACCCCCAUUAGUCUAACGGAAUCACUUCUGCACAGACUGGGCUCUCAAACUCUCAGUGUGCGGAAAUGCUUCUGCUGCGCUGGUGGGGUCUGAGCACGUGCUCUUCCGCCAUGUGAGCUUUCUGGGAUGGGGUGGAAUUGUUUGCAAACUCGUCCUAAAGAGCAUCCUGGGAGCAGUGGGUCUCGAGUUAUGAUGGCAACUGUUCUGCACAGUUGAAGCAGUUCAUUGAGUCGGUGAACACAUUGGUGCGGGAAAAAAUGUAAAUGAAUAAAUAAAUAAAUCCUUGUUCUGAGAAA
Scleropages formosus (Asian bonytongue) is the source of this 819-nucleotide messenger RNA. Its product is annotated as normal mucosa of esophagus-specific gene 1 protein-like. NCBI's taxonomy places the organism in Eukaryota, Metazoa, Chordata, Actinopteri, Osteoglossiformes, Osteoglossidae. The transcript is spliced from 5 exons. The record is from RefSeq and is a predicted model, not a curated record. The coding region runs from base 47 to 439 and encodes 130 amino acids. Gene Ontology annotation, cellular component: respiratory chain complex IV.